AUGAACAAAUCAGAUCCAAAACCAAGUAUCGAACACAUUGAGUCGAACUCAAUCGAUUUGAAAGAGAAAAAUGACGUUUUAGAUGAUGUUCAAUUGGCCACAGACUCAGAACAUGACAUAACUUUGAAAGAAGCCUUGAAGGUUUAUCCUAUGUGUAUCUUCUGGGGUAUUAUAAUCUCUUCAACCAUUAUUAUGGAAGGUUAUGAUGUUUCAUUAUUAGGUAAUUUCAUUGGAUAUCCAUCGUUCCAAAAGAAAUAUGGUAGACCUUUUGAAGAUCACUAUGAAUUGACAGGUCCUUGGCAAGUGGGCUUAAGUUGUGCAUCAUCAGUGGGGGCUUUUUUUGGAGUAUUAUCGAAUGGGUUCUUAAUUGAGAAAUUCGGUCACAGGAAAGUUAUAAUGUUCUUCCUUGUUUGGAUGACAGGAGGAAUAUUCAUUCCUUUUUUUGCUCCUAGAGUUGAAGUGUUAUUAGUAGGCCAAAUAUUCAACGGUAUCCCUUGGGGAGUGUUCGCAACCAUGGGUCCAACUUAUAGUUCAGAAAUUAUGCCGGUUGCUUUAAGAGGUUAUAUGACAGCUUUUGUUAACUUAUGUUGGGCAACUGGACAAUUAUUAGCUGGAGGAAUUUUGAAAGGACUCGUCAGUAAUACCACGGAAUGGGGGUAUCGUAUCCCUUUUGCUCUUCAAUGGGUUUUCCCCAUCCCAUUGAUAAUCAUGACUUAUUUGGCUCCCGAUUCUCCUUGGUGGUUGAUAAGAAGUGGCAAAGAAGAAGAGGCAGCUAAGUCAUUAGCACGUCUUUGGAAUAAAAAAAUCCACCACCGUAUUCCUCAACAAAUCAAUUUAAUGAAACACACCAACGAAUUAGAGAAACAACAACAUAACUCCAAAUCUAAUGAUGAAAAAGGUUGGAGAGGUUACUUACAAUGUUUCCAAGGAACCAACUUGAGAAGAACCGAAAUUGUUUGUGUGUGUUUCAUUGGACAAAUUUUAGCAGGAAGUAGUUUCGCCUAUCAACCAUCUUAUUUCUUUAGACAAGCAGGUCUUGAUCCUGCCAACACUUAUAAAUUAAACUUAGGUACCACAGCCAUUUCUUUUACUGGGUGUAUUGUUUCAUGGCUUUUCAUCAAUAAAUUUGGAAGAAGAAGAAUUUAUGUUACAGGAUAUUUCUUCUUAACAUCAUUACUAUUAUUGAUUGGUGUCUUGGCAAUCCCAAAACAAACUCCAGGUAUUCAAUGGACUCAAUGUGGAAUUGUUUUGGUAUGGGUAGGUAUUUAUGCUACAACUAUUGGUCCUUUGACUUACACAAUCAUUUCUGAAAUGAGUGCUACCAGAUUGAGAGCUCAAUCAAUUGCUUUAGCCAGAAAUAGUUACAACAUUAUAUCCUUGUUAUCCCAUAUAAUCCAGCCCUAUUUACUUAAUCCAGGAGAAGCUGACUUAAAGGGUAAAACAGCAUUCUUCUGGUUUGGAACAGCUUUCCCAACAUUGAUAUGGAGUUAUUUUAGAUUACCCGAAUCAAAAGAUAGAACCUAUGAGGAAUUAGAUAUCUUGUUUGAUCGUAAAAUUAGUGCUAGGAAGUUCGCUUCAACUGAAUUGGAUUAUGUCCCUGAGGUUGAUAUCGAUUGA
Molecule: messenger RNA, 1617 nt
Organism: Yamadazyma jaroonii
Lineage: Eukaryota; Fungi; Ascomycota; Pichiomycetes; Serinales; Debaryomycetaceae
Source: the annotation of a GenBank genome assembly